This is a messenger RNA of Verruconis gallopava, 1017 nucleotides long. RefSeq lists its product as uncharacterized. The record is from RefSeq and is a predicted model, not a curated record. The transcript has 2 exons. Lineage: Eukaryota; Fungi; Ascomycota; Dothideomycetes; Venturiales; Sympoventuriaceae. Bases 1 to 1017 code for a protein of 338 amino acids.
AUGGCAAACGAGACCCCACUGCAGGCCAUUAGUGGCAUCUCCAUGUCGCUUCUCAUAGUCAGUGCUGCUGGCUGGAUUUGUCUCGUCCCAGGAUUGAUCUCCGUUUGGUCAAUUUUAGUCAUCAAAGUUCUGCACAUCUUGAACAGCGUUUGCGACGAGUUGCAAGCACAGUCCGAGAAGAAAAAGCUCGACGAUCGACAGAGGGCAGAGAAUCAUGCCCGUUUGUUUCUAAAAGUAGAGCAGGAAUUAAAAUCAGCCAUCUUCAGGAGCGAGGAUCUUGCACGAGCAAACCAGGUCCUGACUGAUGAGAUUGGCAAUCUGAGGGCCACAGCGGAGCGCGACCUAGCUGUACACAAUGACGCUCUUAGACAGGUCGCAAUAAGGAACCUAGCCACGGCGUUGAAACUGGCGAUAUCGAAGAAAGGUCUUGAAAAACAGCUCGCUCAAAACAAAGCACUCAAGACUUGCAAUGCUCAGCUAGCUGGGGAAAUUGACGCUCAAAAAAGACGAAUUAGAGCGUUCGAAGUGCGGACUAGCUAUCUUGAACAUGAGAAAGAGUCUCUGAAAAAUGAGAUCGAAUCGCUAGAGAAAAAGCUAGACAAUGAACGCCCUGGCACACGCGAAACUAUUAGUCUCGAGCUGCCCGAGAAUAUUGCUCUUGUGAAUCCACUAAGUCUCCAUCCUGAGGCUGGAGGGUUUACCUGCAUCGGCCUGACGCAAAGGAACAGGCGUUGUCAAAACAGGGUAGCUUUAACAGAGGAUGCAAAUGGGCAAAAUGCUGUCAGAAUCCUGCAACAGAUGCGAUCAGAAAACGACCCAAAGUUAUUCAAAAUGGAGUCGCUGCACGCAUUGGCAAAAAUGAUGCUUUGCAAAAGAUGGCAUAGGGAAGGUGUGCACGACAACAGCACGCGAAUUGCACGCGGCUGGGUUCGUGACGCCAGAGAGACCGUCAAAAGCCAGACACGAAAUUGGGAGCGCGAGCAGUACUUCGUCACAUCGAUCACGAAUGUGGUCUGA